AUGAUACAAGGUUUAAGAAAAUAUUCAACUAAAGUGCAAACAGUCUAAGAGGGCAAGGUAAAGCUAAUCUAUCAUCACAAUAAAGAUUAAGUACAAUUCAAAAACUCUGCUGUGGAGUACAUUAUGAACAGACCAGAAUAGAUGAAUGCUUAGAAUUUGGAAGUGAUGCAAUGCGCUUUUCUGUAUUUACGUAAUUUACACUACAAUCCUGAUCAAGUUUCAAAUUUGAUGGUAAUGUAUGGAGCUGGCAAUAAAGCUUUCUGUGCUGGUGGAGAUAUUAAGUUUGUGAGUCAAUAGCUUAAAACUCAAGAAUAGUGGAUUCAAUUUUAUAAAACUUAUCAUCAAAGUCUGUAUCAGUUUACAAUUUUACCAUAGAAACUAAAUUAAGUUGUUCUUUGGAAUGGCUACACAGCAGGAGCUGCUUCUGGGAUAUCAAUGAAUGCUUAGAUUAGAGUUGCUACUGAAAAGACUGCAUUUUCAAUGCCAGAGGUUAAAAUAGGAUAUGUUAUUGAUGCAGGCUCCUCAUAUUAUUUUAGCAGAAAGUGCUUGAAAGAAGUAGGAAUGUAUUUAGGCUUAACAGGCAGACAAGUAAAGGGAGUGGAUCUUGUAAAAUAAGGUUUCGCUACACAUUUCGUUGAGGAUAGCAAGCUUGCCUAGCUUAGAUAGGAGUUGCUUAGCAAUCAUCAUGAGAAAAUCAGCCAUAAUGAAAUCCUUGAAAUAGUAAAUAAGUUUUCCACUGAAAUAAAGGAUGAAAAGAUUGAGAAUUUGGAAGAGAUAUAAGAUCUAUUUUAGUUUGAUAGUUUUCACGAGGUUUAUAAGCGUAUUUGUAGUUCUAAAACCUCCUUCGCUUAGUCUAUAAAACAUGAUCAUAUUAAUUUUCGUCACUCUCCAUAAACUUUUGCUUUGAAUUUUGAAUUGAUUAAAAGAGGAGAUCAGGCUAAGGAGUAUAAAGAGGGACUAUUUAAUGAGUACAGAGCUCAGAUGAGUUUUUGGUUAGAUAAUGAAUUGAGAGAGGGCACCAGAGCUAAACUCAUUGAUAGAGAUAAUAAUCCCAGAUGGAAACACAAGUCUGUACAUGAGAUUAGUUAGGAAGAGAUUGUAAAGUUUUUAGAAUACCCGGUAGAAGAAUCUAUCGAUGAGAUUUAUGAUUUUGAGAAAUUUCCUUAUCUUGAAAAAACUCUUAAAUUUGAAUUGGUAUGA
This is a messenger RNA of Stylonychia lemnae, 1200 nucleotides long. The record is from the annotation of a GenBank genome assembly. NCBI's taxonomy places the organism in Eukaryota, Ciliophora, Spirotrichea, Sporadotrichida, Oxytrichidae.